CAGCACGGUGUUCAUUGGCUGAAUGUGACCCGAGCGCCUUGCCCCGGUGAGAGGACGGAAGGGGUGACGUUUGCAGAGGAGUGUGCUUUGCGUCACGGAUUCGCUCCCGCCCUCGACUCCCGUGGGACCGGCUGGUGAGGCGAGGAGGAUGCAGCGUCCAGCCCGGCCGUCCUAGCGCCACAGACACCCUUCCGUUCCUGUCCUUGGUGCCGGCCUCCUCAUGACUCCGCUGUGACCGGACCUGCACUACAAGGAGAGGCCUCCGCGGGGAAGGAGGGGAGUGCGGCUGCUCGGAGUACCCAACCUCCGCUGCCAUGGGAAAUACCGUCACCUGUUGUGUGUCUCCGGACGCCAGUCCUAAGCCCGGCCGUGCUCGUGGAGUGACAGAGCGGGCUGAUCCGUACCAGGUGGAAGUGGAGCUCGGGGAGACUGAGCCCGGGCCUCAUCUGCAACACAUCAGCGACCGCGAGUUCCCGGAUGACCUUGCACCGGAGUCUAACCCAUCUGACCAUGCAAGAGCUAGCACAAUUUUUCUCAGCAAGUCUCAGACUGAUGUGCGAGAAAAGAGGAAGAGUAACCAUAUAAAUCAUGUCUCUCCCGGGCAGCUUACAAAGAAGUAUAGCUCAUGUUCCACAAUAUUCCUAGAUGACAGCACAGUCAGUCAGCCUAACCUCAGAAGCACAAUUAAAUGUGUUACAUUAGCAAUAUAUUACCAUAUAAAGAACAGGGAUUCUGAUCGAUCCUUGGAUAUAUUUAAUGAAAAACUACAUCCUUUAACACGUGAAGAAGUAACAGAUGAGUACUGUAAACACGACCCGGAUCAUAAGCACAUUUACCGAUUUGUACGAACUCUGUUCAGUGCAGCCCAGCUCACAGCUGAGUGUGCAAUAGUCACUUUAGUUUACUUGGAAAGACUUUUGACAUAUGCUGAAAUUGAUAUAUGCCCCUGUAACUGGAAGAGAAUUGUACUGGGAGCAAUCUUGCUGGCUUCUAAAGUUUGGGAUGAUCAGGCUGUGUGGAAUGUAGACUACUGCCAGAUACUAAAGGAUAUUACUGUAGAAGACAUGAAUGAAAUGGAGAGGCACUUCCUUGAGCUGCUGCAGUUCAACAUUAAUGUCCCUGCCAGCGUAUAUGCCAAAUACUACUUUGACCUGCGAUCUCUUGCGGAUGAUAAUAACCUUAGUUUUCUUCUGGAACCCCUCAGCAACGAAAGGGCACAGAAACUAGAGGCCAUCUCCAGGCUAUGUGAGGAUAAGUACAAAGACUUAUCUAAAGCUGCGAUGAGGAGGUCUAUCAGUGCUGACAACCUAGUGGGAAUUCGGCGUACUCAUGCCAUUAUUUCCUGAUGCAAGCUCAACAGGAAUGAGGCACAGCUACAACACUAUUGGUGUGCAACAUGAACUUCAGGCACUACCAAGCUUCCCACACUCUCUUCUGUACACUAUAUUGAGCCAGCAGUGUCUUCCAGCACAAGGGUUGUGGGGGGCAAGAGAAAUUGAAUCCAGGGACGCUACAAACCCUUUUUGAAAACGAAGGAGCAUACACCAUGGGAACCGAGAAGAGAGUCUUGUAAAGAGCAGCACACCGGCUUUACACAGAAUAACAAGUGGUGUAUCAAAAGUGAAAUCAUUUUCUCAGACAUCCCUCAACCACCUACAUUUGUAUGCUUACUGUGUAGGCCUAUAGCUGUGACCGAUAUUUUUAACACUAUAUAGAUUGACGUUUAGACGCUAAAACACUAAUUGUGUAUCUUUUUUUGGACUUUUUUGUCCUGUUGCCCACUUUUAUUUUCUAUUCAUUUUGGAUUCAGUUGUACAUGAUGUUUUAAUAUUUAUCUUUCCAAACCAUGCAAAGCCAUAGUUGAGCAAACAAAAAAGCUCAGUCGGAGGGAAAAAAUAAAACAUUUUUUUUCUUUUUAUGCUGGGAUAUUUCAGAAUGUUUGUAAUAAAUCUGGUUAUUUCUCUGUGCAAUGUUUCAACUUACCGCAAUCUACCAGCGCAACCACCAGAAUGGGUUGGUUAAUAUGAUGACUGUCCAAAGAAGGUUUUUUUUUUUUUUUUGGAACUGGCAUGUACUACUGUAACUAAUGGUGCUCCCCCAUAAAUUAUGCAUUUUAAGACACUGCAAAACAAAAUAAACUUUAAACUUUUUUAAAUUUUACACCACUUGCUCAUCUCUCAGUGAUGUAAAGAUGUAUUUUGUGCACUACCUGCUGCUAAUUGAUGGUCCUUUUAGUGCUGUCUUCUCUUGAACUGAAAUUUUACUUACCGUGCACACUUUAUUCAUAUCUGUGGAAGAUGCAAAGAGCUCUGUUCUACCCUAACUAAUGAAUACAGCAUGUCUGUAUAUAAACAUUGGAAGUCUUACUGUGAUCAUUUCAGAGACAUGACACUGUACUUUUAGUUUCAAGAUCAGUAGUAUGUAUCGUGGUUGGUCAAUGCCAAAUUCAGUCAGAGCUACAGAUAUGUUGGUUAUAAUAUAGUCCUUACAUACUACCAUAAAGACAAAAUCUGAUAAUUUGCGUAAUUCCUGAUGAUAAAGCCAAUAAAAAUUAGUCUG
Molecule: messenger RNA, 2559 nt
Organism: Rana temporaria (common frog)
Lineage: Eukaryota; Metazoa; Chordata; Amphibia; Anura; Ranidae
Gene: CCNYL1
Product: cyclin Y like 1
Exons: 10
Coding region: 315-1346 (343 amino acids)
Biological process (GO): regulation of cyclin-dependent protein serine/threonine kinase activity; regulation of canonical Wnt signaling pathway
Cellular component (GO): plasma membrane
Molecular function (GO): protein kinase binding; cyclin-dependent protein serine/threonine kinase activator activity
Source: RefSeq, a predicted model, not a curated record